AUGGAUGCGCUGGAAGCAACGCUACUCGAUAUGGAAUGUUCAGAAGAUUCACGCCUGAUUCAACUGCGGCAUUUCUUCCUGACUCAACUACUUCGGACGCGAUUGAAGCUUACAGCGAAAGGUAUAUUUGACUUUGACUACACGCUGAUUCGAAAGAACUGGCUGGUGUUAGCGAUGGCGAAGGCAGAAUCGAUACAUAAUGGAAUAAAAACAGACGCAACCGAUGAUGUGGAAAAAUCGCUCGAACUGCUCGAUAAGGUCCUGUCGGAGUUCGAAGAGGAACCGGACCGGACAAACCACCACAACCAUCAUCAUCACCAUCAUCAUCCGGCGGUGGAACCGGACAGCCCGUCGCAGGGCCACCAAUCGGAGGACGAUGGUUACAUGAGCAUGAACGGAAGAAGGGCCAAAUUUGUACCUGAUUUUCAACCGACAGACGAGGCCACUGCACCAACGCAUCCACAAGUGCUACAGCUACACCAACCAUCACAUCACCAGCAACCGCAGCAGCAACAUUCGCUUCCGGUACCGACGGACGAAUCGUACUCGCCGCCAUCGCCCGAGGAAGCGGAACGAAUCAUUUCCAAUUUGCUACCAAGAAUUUCCCCCAACACAUCGCCGAAACGGCGACUAGCGGCAGAGAAUGGUCAAGCGGAGUGGCGCAGCAAGAAUCAAUCGAUUCGCACCUCGGACGCGAUCAGCAUCGGCGACAGUGACACUUCCGGUGACAACAAACCGUCCUCGCACGACGAAACCAUCAUCACGACGAAAAGUCCAACACAAACAACACUGCCAAAGACGCGCCCGCCGAAUGCGAUGCCCCAGCGUUACGCAAGUCUUCCAUGUUCGAGUCCACCCAAGUUGCAGGAUUUGUCCGGAUCAAACGAUACCGCUGGCGGAAGUCUCGACGGUGGCCGGAACAAGCUCGGUAUCGGUAUCAGUGCCGUGCACGAUGCGGUUCUACGUGGGAUGGCCCGAUUGCCUGAACCAAUUCUUAACGAGCACCCCGUAACAAUCUAUCCUGGCCGGGCGUCACCGACACGUCGCAUGCCUCCACGUACCCUGUCCGGUUCGAUAGAACGCCACCGGUUUCCAACGUCGGAUAACUCCACCUCCACAUCGCAGGAAAACUCCUCGCCGGAAAACAACGAGUCCGAGUACAACGAAUCGUCCCUAUCGCCCACCCACGGUCACCUGCAACCGCUGCAAGGUGGUACACCCGUCACCUCGCUGUUAAGCCGAAUAUUUCACCAAAACGCGACCGGUCCUCCGCCAUCUUCCUCCUCAGUCGCUCAACACCAUUUGCAUCAUGGAGCGACCCGUGGCCAUCGUAAUCCCCACGGGCCGGGUGUCAUUCCGGGGCUGCCCACAAGAACCGCCGGACGGCCGGACAGUGACGAUGAGCGGUUUUCCGAUGACUCGCUAGAAGAAUCCUCACUUCCACCACCUCCCGGUCCACCGACCGUACCACCACCUCCGUCCCUAUCCGCACCGGUUACACCCUCGAAGCGGCACAGCAUUGCCUGGGAGGUGAAUCUUGACGAUCCGGCAAGCUUCGGUGAUCCUCUCAUCAUCACACCGAAAAGCUCUACCGCGGUUAGCUCGAAGGUGAUUGGCCGACGAAAACCUGGGCUCAAGCACGCAACCAGCUCGCAGUCGAGUCUAGAAUCAACGCCAAGCAACAUCAAGAGCGAAUCGAACGAAUGGCCAGAUCCGCCGGACAUACCCAUCUGCAGUACCGAGGAUGAAGCGGCCUCCAUUUAUUCCGAUUCCGACGACCUCAUCCCACAUAUCCCGGACAUUAGCGGGCGCGGCACGUACAUCAUACGCAAGGGACGUCGGCAACGGCAACGUUUGGCCAGUCUCGAGUCGGAAGCGAGCAACAACGGUAUUCUCGCCGGACCCGACACAACCCCGAGCGCACAGCGGCCCGAUUCACUCGGCGACGAUCACAUCCUGCGCGGUCUACCGAGCCCCGUCUUUCCGGCAUCGAUGAUCACGCCCAAAUCACGCCACAGCAUCGAUCUGGGUUCGUCCGCAACGAAGACCGCCGCUAACGUAGCGCUGCUCAAAUCAUCCCCAUCGGUACCCCAAAAGUUACUACCCAACACCGUACUUUCCCCCAGGUCACGAUUAUCAUUAGACUUAAGUUCACCUACUACCUCAGAGCUUUCAACUAAUGUUAUAAAGAUCACCACCCCGACCGGAAGCUAUCCUUCGCCGGUAUCGGCACACCAUCACGCCUCCUCACCACUCGGUGGACCGACCGCACCACCCCUACACCAAGGACCCGCCCUAAACGGGCUCAUCAACAACGGCCCACUAGUGGUCGGUGCUGGUGGCAGCAACAGCCUGAGCAAAAGCGCCAAAGCACCGACGACGGUUGUCAACGUUAGCAGCAAUGGCGGUGCUACCAGCACCAGCAUUGUCAACGUCGGUUCCGGACCCUCGGGCGCCAAUCAACCGCAAUCAGCCGCACCAUCGCAACCGGUCGUGUCGGCCCGGUACACCGAGUUCAAGACGUACAGCUCCACGUUCGAUGCGCUCCAGGCACUGGACAACUCGGCCAGCGGUGCAAACGGUGGAAACGGUUCCGCCGGUAGCACAUCGACCGGUACCCAUCUGAACGGUUGCGGACAAGGCGCACCGACUGCCGGUGGUUCCGACAAUCCGUUGCUACGCGUUUCCUCGCUGCCUACCAUCACCCCGUCACCGCUAACAUCCUCCGCAACAGCCGAAGGUUUAGCGACACCGCGGCGGGAGCUGGCCCCGCCAAUCGAGGAGGACGAAGAGGCGGACAGCGACACACAACGAGGGGCCCCGUUGCGCAAGAUAGAAGAUAACAUUAGUGCUUUAUUACGUGGUGAUAUAUCCGUUGCUAGAGUAGCCGACAUACCUCCAGCAAGACGUCCACUAGGUUUUCGUCUAGGUGUUCAUAAAUCAGAAAGUGCCAAAGAAAUGUUGCUGUCGCAGGCAGGUCUCGGACCGUUGCCACCAUCGCCGCCAUCAUCCAGCCCGGAACCGCAGGAUAGUGAUGAGUUCCCACCAUUACCUCCAUCCCCGACGGAAGAACCGGAGGUCAUGCAUCAGCUGCACGGUAUUCGCAUCAGUUCACGCAAUCGUGGUAGCAACGGUGCUCCAAACGGUUCCAGCAAGCAUGAUCAGCUAAUACACGGCUACCGAGAGGAACAUCCACCUGCGAUUCCGCCACACCGUGGACCAUCGAUAAAUACGCUUAAAACAAGAUCGAUGGAUGCCGGGUUCAGUAAAUCGUACCGUAACGGAUCGUUCGGUUCGUCGACGUCCCCGAACGCCCCCGGUACACUUCCUCCCGAUUUGCCCGGAUGCAACUCGCGACGAAGAGUCAUCACCGGUGGCUACCAGAAGCGCACCGCACAAAGUCCCCGAGAGGAAAGAUCACUGCAAACGUCUUGCAGCCUACCGGAGACGCCCAUCUUUGCCCGAGGCUGUGACAUACCAAGAACACCACAUCGACGUGCACCAGAAGUUCCACCGCACGGUAGUGGAAGUCGCACGGCACCCAGAACUAACUCCACCACCAGUAGUCUCGGAUCGUCCGUCGUCGGUAUCAGUGCAUCGACCACGAUCGGCAGUCGACAGCGCAGCAUCAGCCAGGCGCUCGCCAACGGGGAGAUGCUGCGGCUGGCCGGCGGUCCCGCCCGGGGCUGGUACCCGAAGCAGCGCCACCCGAGACCGGCCUCCACCGAGAACCUGGACCGGCUACAUCCGCAGGGAUCGCUGCGCGCCUGGGAGGCAGCGGGUACGGGUAGCCGCAAACCGCUCACCCUACCACCAAAUCUUACACCCAAAUUUUUCAACAAGUCACCGCGUGAGGCACUGCGCCGGGUUACUAGUUUGCUCAUACGCAAAGGCAAUUCCGGAACGAAGGAAAAGGAACCGAAAAAGGACAAGGACAAGGAGCAGCCGCACCAUCAUUCGCAACAUCCGCAGCAUUAUCACUAUCAGCAACAGCAACAUCAUCACCGUGAUUCGUCAUCCGUCUUCCUGCAGCGUUCACCCGGUUCCGACGUGACCGACUCGCGAAGUUUCCCGCAGCCCUCGUCCCAGCACACCACACCGACCACGCAGAAGAAGAAAGGUUUCUUCAAGAGCUUUUGGAAGAAGUCACGCCACUAUUCGCUCGAAAAGCAGUAA
Anopheles marshallii is the source of this 4176-nucleotide messenger RNA. Its product is annotated as mucin-5AC. The record is from RefSeq and is a predicted model, not a curated record. NCBI's taxonomy places the organism in Eukaryota, Metazoa, Arthropoda, Insecta, Diptera, Culicidae. The coding region runs from base 1 to 4176 and encodes 1391 amino acids. The transcript is spliced from 18 exons.